Spinacia oleracea (spinach) is the source of this 7917-nucleotide messenger RNA. RefSeq lists its product as uncharacterized. Gene Ontology annotation, biological process: DNA integration. Bases 2055 to 7805 code for a protein of 1916 amino acids. Lineage: Eukaryota; Viridiplantae; Streptophyta; Magnoliopsida; Caryophyllales; Amaranthaceae. Gene Ontology annotation, molecular function: RNA-DNA hybrid ribonuclease activity; nucleic acid binding. The record is from RefSeq and is a predicted model, not a curated record. The transcript is spliced from 4 exons.
UCAAAAACUUUUUCCGGUAUCCUAAUAAGACCAACGGAUACUUUCUCCGGUAACAUAAUAGUAAGACUACCGGUUAUAAUUUCCGGUAACAUUUAUUUUCAAAACAAAAUUUAUUUGGCGUCCAUUUUUCAAAUUACCCUCUCAAACCUAAAAUCCUUGCGCAAACCCAAUUCUCUAUCUCCCCCGCUCCACAACCUCUUCUCCGCCAAUACGCCUUGUUCAUCUUCCGCCUCCACCGCCUUUCCACGCCGCUAAUUGCCCCCGCCACCGCGCUGGUUGUUGCCAUUGAGUGUCAAAACUGAAUAUGUAAUCGAAGAAUAAUCAUGCCUCGUUUCCAGCAUUGUGGUUGGAGAAAUCUUACGGGAAGUCAUGCCCACCAAAUGUUUGUUUUUAUUCCUGACUGAGAAACACCAGCUCACAAAACCAUAUUUCUAGCAACCGUAAUUGUGGAAUUGCCUGGAUAUUGGAUUACUUCCUUUGUCUAAUUGUAGUUACAGUUCUACUAGGAGUUGAUUACAGAAAACUACAAGCAACACUGAGUAUGGACCAUGGUUAGCAACAUCACCAGCUUACUCAGAGUAUGAACAUCUUCCCCACAGUGUGAUAGUAAGAAUAUUUUUCUGCAAAAAGCUUGGAGAAAAUGUGUUGGCCAUUGCAUACUACAAGAAAGGGAAGCUCAGAACUGAGGAGAUUGGUUUUCAGCAUCCUGGCAGUAGAGACCGUCGAUCUGUGGCACAGUUCAUUAACACAAAUGGAUCACAAAGCAGUGUUGCAUCAGCAAGUACACACCAUGGUGGUCUAUCAUCAACCAUUAUACAACAAGGAGGUUCAUAAUAGCAGGUUAAAUAAAUAUCUUACUUGAACAUAAUAACUAAACCUAGUACAAUAUAUCGUUAGCGAUAUGAUUACAAUGCUUGAAACCAUAACUUUAAUUUGGCUUUGUAUAUUAUUUUCCUAUGAUGCAUAUUUCUUUUGUUAAUAUUGAUACCAUUUGUACAUUGUAGAAUUCGUCGUCUUGGUAAUGUACAUUCUUAUUAAACCUGAAUGAGUUUGUCAAUUAUCAUUUGUCAACUAGGAAAUGUUGCUUUGUACAAAAGUUGUUUGGGUGUUACUAUGGGUAGUGUGUUGUUUCUCCAUUUAUCUAUAUUCAGGUAUAGUAAGUUUAAUAUUUUUCUUUACUUCAUGGGCUUUCAUAUUGUAUAAAAUGAAGUAAACUACGUAGUAUUUUUUCAAAUUUUCAUUAGUACUUUAAAUACUUGAAGCUAAACUUUUAACCUCUUAUUACUGUAUUUGUUUUCUUCGAAAGGGUGUGCAUCCUGGUCUCAGGUUUGUGUUAUGAGAACUGACAAUACAGUAGCAGUCUAGCACAAUACAUAAAUUUUUGUACUUCAGAGGAUCAGAUUUUUUUUCACUCUUUUGUGAAGUGUUGUUUCAAGUAAAGCUUCAUUGAUUAUUUGGCAUGUUGGGUUUCAACUUAUAUUAAUUGCCGACUUUACAAGGCCUUCUCAUUAUUAGAGCCUCUGUUUCAUUUAUAAUUUCCAUUUUCUUGAUUACGUAAAUGUUUGGGCUCCCAAUUGAUUCUCAAUUGGGCCACUAAGUCCAAAGCCCAAUGGCUCUAAACAACAACAUCAAACCUACCAAUGGCUAUUCAGCCAUCCAUUAAGGCCCAAGGCCCAAUAACAAUAAGUGACCUAUGGGCAUUUAUUAUGCAAACACUAUAAAUAGGCCGCCAAGGCUCACACCUCAAGGUACGUCAAAUUUACCGCCUUAAGACUACUCUUCUAGAGAACUUCUCUCUAGAAUCCGAGCAUCAUUCUUACUUAGGCAUCGGAGGGGCUUUCCUCGGAAACACCCCCGAGGCUAGUAACUUUGCUAUUGUGCAGGUGAAUUCGGACUCCACUCAUUCAAACAAGCAAGAUCUUCAACACAUACAAAAGGGCCUUCAUUCGAAGCCCAUUGUUUCCAUCUUUACAACACCGGAACAAUUUGGCGCCGUCUGUGGGGAAGAACACUUCAAAGCCUUUGGAAGACAUCAACCACCUCUUUCCGCGAAAAUGGUGAAUGAUGUUGUUAACAAUGACGACGAUAUGAUGGUGCGGUCAGAUUCAGAAUCUGACCAAGAGGGGCACCCUCAAUCGAUGGCGAGGUCACAGCCAAGCAGAGCUACGACCGCCACAAAUGCAGGACCUCCGAUUCCAACUAGGGAAGAGCUCACUGCGGCCAUGACCAUCAUGCAAAACUUCCUCUUCAAUGAGAAGCAGCAAGGACUGGCAAACGACCGCAGAGAAGAGAGGAGGACCAGGCGAAGGCUGAACGAGCCACCCAGUGCGGAAAUGUCCAGACCCGAACGAGAACUCCUUCCCUUGACAGGAACACACUUGACGUCGAGGUGGACGGAAAGCACGUGGGACACCCAAAAAAGGGCACAACAGCAACCAGAUUGGUUUGCGAGACCAUCGCCUACUCCAACAGCUCUCCAAAGCGAAUCAACUACUCGUAACACUCGGAUCCGAAGCUCGGUGCUCAGCAGGUUGAGGCCCUCGGUCCACUCAAGGUUAAGACCUUCGAUCCACACGAGACUCGGAGUAGGUGAGUCGAGCAGAUCUGGCGAACGACCCGAGGUCAGUAGCCGAGAAAGAAGAAGAGACAGGAGGCAUGAUCGAACCCCUAGCCCCCAUCGUACGCCCGAACGUUCUAAUCAUAGAACCUCGGCAAACGAAGGCAUCAGGGCUAGACUCGGGAAAAGAAUCAUGACUCCUACGUCAUCCCCUUUCUCGGACGAGCUGAUUAUGGAAGAAAUACCGAAGGUAAGACUGCCAGCUCACCUAACCUACAGCGGAAUCACAGAUCCGAGGGAUCAUGUCAUCUCCUACGAGCAGCAAAUGUUCUUGAGUCCCUACUCCGAAGCAUGCUGGUGUAAAUACUUCCCAACCACGCUAACCGGAGUGGCGGGAGAGUGGUUUAGAUCGCUGCCGAAGGGAUCGAUCAAGAGCUGGAGAAAGCUGAAAAAGAGAUUCUGCACACAGUUCGUGAGCAACAAUCGCCCCGAGCGAACCACAGCAGAACUGACCUCAAUCCAACAAGAAAGAGACGAAAGUCUGAGAGAAUUCAUGGCCAGAUUCAUGAAGGAGUCAACAAACAUACCAAACUUGCAGCCAGACGUGGCCAUCUUCGCCUUGAAGCACGCGCUCCAGGAAGGGAAGUUCCGUGACGAACUCUCAAUGAAGAACCCCUCCAGAAUAGCUGACGUGCUCCAAAUGGCUGACGCGUUCAUCAGAACCGAGGAGUUCAACAAGGCCGCUGCAAGACUGAAAGGAUCGUCGGAUCCGAGAGACACAAAGAAUACCCAGAGCAAGCCCGAGGGUAGCUCAAGGAAGGGGAAAGAGAAAGUAGGAGCUAGAGAGAUGAGCCCGAAGAAAGACGGGAGAAGGGGUGAACUUCAACCCAAGUACACCAACUACACUCCACUAGCUCUGCCCCGAAAGGAGAUAUUCAGCCUCAACAGAAAUGACGAAAAGUGGAAACUACCUGGGAAGCUCAAGUCCAACCCAGCUCGGAGAAACAAGAACAAAUGGUGCGAGUUCCAUGAUGACUUCGGUCACCAUACCGAAGAAUGCAACUCGCUGAAAGACAACAUUGAGGACCUCGUUCGCCGAGGCUACCUGAAACAGUACUUGUUAGACCGAAGGGAGGAAAAAGAAAAGGCCGCAAGCGGCAAACAACACGAGCAACCCCAGAAAAGGGUCUACGAAGCAACAGGGCACAAGAAAAAUGACAUCCUAGUGGUGUUCGGGGGACAGAAGUCUGGCCAGGCCAGCAAAAAACACCUAAGAGCCCUCUCCCAUCGGGUCAACUUCAGCGCGGUGGGAGACAACCAGCCACACCCCCCGAACAUGACCUUCACUGCUGAUGAUUGCUUCGGAGUCCAGUACAAGCAUGAUGAUCCUCUGGUCAUCUCCAUGGACCUCAAUAACCACAACGUACAUCGAGUAUUAGUCGACGGAGGAAGUGCCGUCAAUAUCAUCUUCAGAAACUGCUUCGAGCAGCUGAUCCUCGAAGAGCCAGAGGAAGCACUGACGAAAGUCAGUUAUCCUCUGAUCGGAUUCAACGGAUCCGCAGCUAUCCCUCGAGGAAAGAUCACCCUGCCAGUCACAGUGGGCGAAGGCCAGGCAGCAAAAACCCUUCGGGACGAAUUUUUGGUGAUGGACUGCGACUCCGUAUACAACGUAAUCAUGGGGAGAACCAUGAUUCACAAGAUGCAAGCAGUCCCCUCCACAUACCACCAGCUGAUGAUAUACGUCUCGGAUGCAGGAUUCGCCGAACGAAUCAGGGGUGAUCAAGAAGUGGCGAGAAGAACCUGCCACACUGCUGUCCGAAAGCCCAAACUAGAGGACGGCCCCGAGGAAGAAAAAGGAGCUAAGGGAGAAGAAAGCGAGGCAAAAAGAAGAAGAGCAAGCACGAGCAGCUUGUCUCCCGCAGAAGUUGAUGCUCGCCCCGAAACCCUAUCUCCCGAACCAGAUCAAGAAAUGGAGGAUAUCUUCCUCGAAGAUAAUUCAGACAGGAGCGUCCGAAUAGGCAAGGGCCUAAGCUCGGGGCUCCGAAUCGAUUUGAUCCGACUACUCAGGGAUCACAAAGACAUCUUCGCAUGGUCAGCAGCAGAUAUGCCAGGGAUAAAUCCGAAGCUGAUUUGUCACAAGCUGGAUGUCAACGCUGAAGCUCGGCCAAUCAAGCAAAAAAAGAGAAAUUACUCCUCGGAGAAAAACAAAGCCAUCGCCGAGGAGGUUAAAAAGUUGCAAGAGGCCGGAUUCAUCGAACCAUGCAUGUAUCCGAAGUGGCUGGCCAACGUGGUGAUGGUCAAGAAAGCGAACGGCUCAUGGCGAAUGUGCGUAGAUUUCACAGAUCUGAACCGAGCCUGCCCCAAAGACUGCUAUCCCCUGCCAAGGAUAGAUCAACUGGUUGACUCCACCAGCGGCCAUGCACUGCUCAGCUUCAUGGAUGCCUUUUCAGGCUACCACCAAGUAUUCAUGCACCCCGAUGACAGGGCAAAGACAGCGUUCAUCACAAGCGCAGGAGUGUUCAACUACAAAAUGAUGCCUUUCGGCUUAAAAAAUGCCGGAGCCACCUACCAGAGGUUAGUUGACCACGUCUUCGCCGACCAGAAAGGGAGGAACGUGGAGGUCUACGUGGAUGACUCCAUCGUAAAAAGCAUCAAGGAGGAAGACCAUGUCAAAGACUUGGCAGAGACCUUCGGAAAUCUGAGGAAAUACAGCAUGAAGCUGAACCCAAAAAAAUGCGUCUUCGGGGUGAAGUCAGGGAAAUUCCUCGGAUUCAUGGUGAGCGAAAGAGGAAUUGAUGCGAACCCAGACAAAGUCCAAGCGGCAUUGGAUUUACCCGAGCCGAAGACCAAGAGAGAUGUGCAGAGGCUAACCGGCAGGUUAGCCGCACUAACAAGGUUCAUAUCAAAAGCCUCGGACAAGGGAGCCCCCUUCUUCAAGGCACUGAAACCAAAGAACCUCCCCGGAGGAGAAGCAGAACCAGUCAAGAAAAAGGGGGUCCCGAGGAAAAUGGAUCCCGAACUGAUAUGGGAACAGGAGCAAAAAGAAGCUUUUCAGCAACUCAGAGCCCACCUAGCUCAACUGCCGACACUGGCCAGACCAAAGGAGGGGGAAACCCUGUACCUAUAUGUCGCAGUUAGCCCUGGAACCGUCAGCGCAGUGCUUCUUCGGGAAGAAGAAAAGAAGCAACAGCCAAUCUACUUCACCAGCCGAACACUUACAGGAGCCGAAACCCGGUACCCACUCAUCGAGAAAGUCGCAUAUGCAGUAGUGGUAGCUGCACGAAAACUGAGGCCAUACUUCGACUCCCACCAGAUCACAGUGCUAACUGACCAACCGCUCGAAAAAGUACUCGACAAAAUAGAGAGGUCAGGAAGAUUGGCUGCCUGGGCCUUCGAACUAUCAGAGUUCGGCAUCAAAUAUCAGCCGAGGACAGCAAUCAAAGCACAAGCAUUGGCAGACUUCUUGGCCGAGUGCUCAUACCAGGAAAUGUUGGAUGAUACGAAAAGCACUUGGGAGGUCUUCACUGACGGAUCUUCCACAGUAAACGGCUCAGGGGCAGGAGUUGUACUAAUCCCCCCGACGGGGAAAAGCAUAGAGUAUGCAUUGAAGUUCGGCUUCAAAGCAACCAACAACGAGGCCGAAUACGAGGCCGCAAUCGCAGGGAUAGAGCUUUGUUUAUCCCUGGAGGCCGAACAUGUUCGCCUCAAAACUGAUUCCCAGCUUGUAGCCAACCAGAUCCGAGGAGAGUAUGAGGCCAAAUGGCCCAGCAUGACAGCCUAUUUAGCAAAGAUUAAAUCCUUAACGUCAAAGUUAAGAUCCUUUGAAGUCAUCCUCAUUCCCCGAGGACAGAACGCGCAAGCAGACGCACUGUCAAAACUCGCAAGCUCGACACUCAUCGACCUAAACAGGUCGGUCCACGUGGAAGUUCACCAGGAGAGAAGCAUCGACUUGCUACCCACCACAGUAUGCAGCUUACGCACCGAACCGAGCUGGAUGGACGCAGUAGUUGCAUACAAAGAAAGGGGAGAACUCCCUGAAGAUAAGCUGCAAGCGAGAAAACUGAAAAGAUUCAACAGAUGGUUCAUCAUCAGCGCCGAAGGAGAGCUCAUGAGGAAAUCAUUCUCUGCUCCGCUGCUAAAAUGUGUGGGUCCAACAGACGCUGACUACAUCCUAAGGGAAAUCCACCUCGGGAUAUGCGGAAACCACAUUGGAGGUAGGACAUUAGCACAUAAAGCCCUUCGGGCUGGGUACUGGUGGCCCACUAUGGUUUCCGAGGCAAAGCAGAUGGCAAGGAAAUGCGAGAAAUGCCAAAAGUUCGCACCAGCCAUCCAUCAACCAGCUCAAGCCCUACAAUCAACACUGUAUCCCUUACCAUUCGCACAGUGGGGGUUAGACAUCAUUGGUCCCUUCCCCUCAGCGACGAACCAGAAGAAGUGGUUGAUUGUAGGAGUCGACUAUUUUAGCAAAUGGAUCGAAGCCGAAGCUGUCUCCUCCAUCACCGAACCUCAGGUCCGCAAGUUCAUAUGGCAGAACAUCAUCACAAGGUUCGGCAUACCAAGACUGAUGGUCUUCGACCACGGGAAACAGUUCGACAACACCCCGUUGCAAAAGUGGUGCAAACAGUUCGGCAUACACCUAGCAUACUCGGCAGUCUGUCACCCACAAAGCAACGGGCAAGCCGAAGCCGCUAACAAACUCAUCCUCAACGCACUCAAGAAAAGAGUCGAGGAUGACAAAAACAAAUGGUUAGAAGAGCUACCCGGAACGCUAUGGUCCCUUCGGACCACUGAAAAAGAAGCUACCGGACAAACACCGUUCCACCUUGUAUACGGAUCCGAAGCUGUAAUUCCUGUGGAAAUCGGAACAGAAAGCCUGAGGAUCCAGGCAUACAACAGGUAUGAUGGGCUCCAAGGAGAAAGCAACAACCAGCUUCUAUCCGAAGCUCUCGAUCUACUGGAUGAAGCUCGGAACGAUGCAAGGACACUCAACGCAGCCUAUUUGCAGAGGGUCAACAAGCAUUACAACCGAAGAGUCAACGCCAGACCCCUAAAAGUCGGUGAUCUAGUACUCAGAAACGCCGCCUCGGUUCAGAAAGGACGGAUCCAUGGCAAACUCUCAGCCACUUGGGAAGGACCAUACAUCAUCCAUUCCGAAAAAAGGCCAGGCACGUAUAUGCUGAAACAGUUAGAUGGAACAAUUCUGAAGAACCAUUGGAAUACCGAUGUUCUCAAGAAAUAUUUUGUAUGAUCUCUGUCUGUAAACCAAGUAAGUUGUUUAAUGAGAAGAGGAAAGCCAUUGGCACCAUGUGUUUCAUUAAACUUAUCUCUACAUUUAUUGUCCCCUUAUAUAUAUAUGCAGC